AUGGAGCAGCUUCACGACUCACCAGGAAAGGUUCGUCGUAGAGUAUUCGGAAAGUCUUCAGCGCCUCAAAUUCGCAGGCAGAAGUCGUUUGGUCACGACAUAGGCCAUGCAGCGGCGGAAACGUAUUUGAUAACUCGUCUUAGCUUCGACCUUCUUGGAUAUCUCGGGGUAGGUUAUCGGUGGAUCACAAGAUUACUUGCUCUUACUUGUUAUGCAAUCCUCCUUAUGCCUGGAUUUCUUCAAGUUGCAUAUCAUUAUUUUUUCUCACCUCAAGUUAGGAGGAGUAUAGUAUAUGGAAAUCAACCUAGGAAUAGGCUGGAUUUGUACAUACCACCAACAAAUGAUGGCCUUAAGCCGGUUGUAGUUUUUGUUACUGGUGGAGCUUGGAUUAUCGGGUACAAAGCUUGGGGUUCUCUCUUGGGACUGCAGCUAGCAGAAAGGGAUAUCAUUGUUGCAUGUCUAGAUUACAGAAACUUUCCUCAGGGAACAAUUAGUGAUAUGGUAAGAGAUGUUGCUCAAGGAAUCUCGUUUGUCUGCAAUAACAUCUCUGCAUUUGGAGGCGAUCCUAAUAGAAUAUAUCUGAUGGGGCAAUCAGCUGGUGCACAUAUUUCUUCUUGUGCUCUCAUCGAGCAAGCCAUUAAAGAAUCAAGAGGAGAAAGAAUCUCAUGGAGUGCCUCUCAGAUAAAAGCUUACUUUGGUUUAUCCGGCGGGUACAAUCUCUUCAAUAUGGUCGAACACUUCCAUAACCGAGGCUUAUAUCGUUCUAUUUUCCUUAGCAUAAUGGAAGGAGAAGAGUCGUUUGAACAAUUCUCUCCUAGCAUCAGAUUAAAAGAGCCGAGAGUAAGAAAAGCUGCAUCUCUCUUGACUCAUAUUGUGCUUUUUCAUGGAUCAGAAGACUACUCCAUCCCAUCUGAAGCAAGCAAAACGUUUGCAGAAGCUCUUCAAGGUGUUGAAGUCAAAACUGAUCUAAUUGUGUACAAUGGUAAAACUCAUACUGAUCUGUUUCUUCAGGAUCCUUUGAGAGGAGGUAAAGACGAGCUGUUUGAUCAUAUAGUCGCUAUGAUACACACUAAUGACAAUGACGCUUUGAUUAAAGAUGCGGUUGCACCGCCGAGAAGACGACUUGUGCCAGAGAUUUUGCUGAAACUGGCUGGCAAGGUCAGCCCAUUUUGA
Eruca vesicaria subsp. sativa (arugula) is the source of this 1173-nucleotide messenger RNA. Lineage: Eukaryota; Viridiplantae; Streptophyta; Magnoliopsida; Brassicales; Brassicaceae. The record is from the annotation of a GenBank genome assembly.